AUGUAUCCGGUUUCUGUGAUCCUGAAGACCUUUGUGGUCUUUGCUAGCCUCAGCGCGGCUAGGCCGUCUUCCUGGAGCGUUCCGCCAGAGCACUUGGAAAUACUGGCUCUCCGUCGAGCCACGCCUCUGAACCCAGAUUCCGUUAGUGAUGUUCGUUGCUGGAACACCGAAGAGAAGAUCAUCUUCCACGAGGAAAACGCAGCCCAGCUCGCCAUCUGUGACGGUAUCUCAGGCGCCAAGUCCCAGUGCGGUGGAUCACCAGCCGUGACUGUUGGCAGGAAGGGCAGCGCCAAGUUCACCCUCACUGCCAUUGAAGACGGGGCCAAGAUCAACAUCUCCAAAGUCAGGUGGGAGGAGUGCGUCCAUGCUGCCCGUUCCGUGUGCCCUACUGGUAGCCUCUCAGCAACAUGCCGGGGCGGCGCGACCGUGGGCGACGUGGCGUUUGUUCUGGAGAAUCCUGCGGUGGAAGCCAAGCGCUGA
Molecule: messenger RNA, 480 nt
Organism: Diaporthe amygdali
Lineage: Eukaryota; Fungi; Ascomycota; Sordariomycetes; Diaporthales; Diaporthaceae
Exons: 3
Coding region: 1-480 (159 amino acids)
Source: RefSeq, a predicted model, not a curated record